Molecule: messenger RNA, 816 nt
Organism: Oppiella nova
Lineage: Eukaryota; Metazoa; Arthropoda; Arachnida; Sarcoptiformes; Oppiidae
Source: the annotation of a GenBank genome assembly
UAUGUGAUGACACGAAAGCCUAAAUCCCUGUCCGAUUGGGUGCUAACGUUUCCCAACCGCGAAGAGUUUGUGGAACUCAUCGUCCGGUCCAUCAAUUUAGUCAAUAUAGCGGUCAUCGCGUGGAUUGCCGUCACUUACAGCCAAAUGCGGCCCAAAAUGGUUUGGAUUUUGGUUUUGUCUCUCUUUAACGCCAUUCGGGCUCUGGUUUUGACGAAACUAUGGUUUGAAUUGAUCCGCAAGUCGUGCGCAGACUUCGCCGACUGGAAGGCCAAGAAUUUCCGCGUUUUUGUCGAUAAGAAUCCCGACUAUAAGGCGAGGGAAGGGUUCGUGAAGUCCCGGUCCCCGUCCAAAUCGUGCGCAGACUUCGCCGACUGGAAGGCCAAGAAUUUCCGCGUUUUUGUCGAUAAGAAUCCCGACUAUAAGGCGAGGGAAGGGUUCGUGAAGUCCCGGUCCCCGUCCAAAGACCCGAAGACGUCGUCAAUUAUCGCCCAAAUAAGGGCCGCCUUUUCAUUGGCGGACACAAAGGGUGACAAACGGAUUGAUGGACCGGAACUCAAAGUGAUGCUCUCGAAGCUCAAGAUUCCUAUCAGUGAUGCCAUUAUCGACCAAUUGAUCGCAGAAACGUCCAAAAAUGGCGAUGGUAUGAUAACGGAGGAGGAGUUCUUCCGGUGGAUGCUUAAGAUGGACGCACACGAAGACGAUGUGGAGGGCGAGCUGAGGGCCGCCUUCAAGAUCUUCGAUAUGGACAGCAGCGGAACCAUUGAGAUCGAGGACAUCAAAUGGGCGCUCGAGUUGAUCGGCGAACCCAUCACUGAC